Dendronephthya gigantea is the source of this 1669-nucleotide messenger RNA. RefSeq lists its product as uncharacterized. The record is from RefSeq and is a predicted model, not a curated record. NCBI's taxonomy places the organism in Eukaryota, Metazoa, Cnidaria, Anthozoa, Malacalcyonacea, Nephtheidae. The coding region runs from base 51 to 1520 and encodes 489 amino acids. The transcript has 2 exons.
UUUAUCUAAAACAAAUUUUUAUAGUUUCGUUUCAAAUAUUUCUUGUAGCAAUGCCAAAGUGCUGCUCAGUUUAUAGGUGCAAAGGAACAUCAGAAAUCACUCCCGAUAGGAGCUUUCACCACUUUCCACGGGAUUCAAAACUACGAACUGCUUGGAUUAACAGAAUUCGAAGGGUUAACUUCAACCCAACUGAAUAUUCAUACAUCUGCUCCUAUCACUUUACCGACGAGGACUUCAAACAGCCGAACAAGGACUCUCCAGCAAAGUUCAGAAAAUGUACUCUCAAACCAGGCAGUGUGCCUGCAUGGAACUUGCACGGGGAAGUGAACGACGAGAGAAUUCCGAAACGAAAUUCUCAUACAUCUACGAAAGCUCGUUGCAAGCUGGAACUGGAAACACAUAACAUCAGUGAUGGUGAUGACAACCAACAAAAUAGACAGCAGAAUGUUCAAAAUGUUACUGUUGAAGUGUGCCAACCUAGAAAUAAUGAUACGUCCACAGAUAAGGUGUCUGAAAUGGUCCAAAAGGAAAUGGAUACUGAUAUAAUUCAUACAAUUUCGGAGUUGAAAGAUGUCAAGGCUAAACUUCAUGAAGCAAAACAUGAAAACCAACAGUUAGAAGAAAAGCUUUUUAGGUAUAAAAACCUCAAGGAAAAUCUUAUUAAAAGCUACACAGGAUUGGAAGCAUCAGUUUUCGAAACAGUUGUUCAAAUGAUCAAACAAUUCUUUCCUUUAAAAUACUGGUCUGGAAAAGCAGUAACAUUGAUCAGUGUGGAAGAUGAACUGCUUAUCUUCUUGAUGAAACUAUGGUUGGAUCUCCCUUAUUUUGACCUUGGAGCAAGGUAUUCUGUAUCUGUUACAACUAUUCAAAAUAUAUUCCUCACAUAUCUGCAUGCAUUCCAUGAGAUAUUUGUUGAUGGUUGUAUGAGCAAAUUGCCAUCAUUGGAAAAGAACCAGAGUUGCCUGCCAGAGUCUUUUGCAAAUAUUGCAAACUGUCGUGUCAUUAUUGAUUGCACCGAGUUCCGAAUUGAAGCCCCAAGGAAAGACCUUGAAGCUGCAGCACAAGCAUUUAGUAACUACAAGCACUAUUUAUCUGCUAAAUACCUAAUUGGUGUUGCUCCAAAUGGGGCUAUAACAUUUGUCAGCCAAGGGUUUCCAGGCAGUACCAGUGAUAAAGUGGUAACUGAUCAGUCAGGGAUUAUAUCUCAUCUUAAGGCAGGAGAUUUGAUUUUGGCAGACAAAGGAUUUUUGAUCCAUGACCUUCUCCCCAAGAAUGUGUUCUUGAAUUUACCUGCCUUUCUCGCUGGUAAGAGUCAGUUUACAAUAGAAGAAGCAGUAUUCUCAAGGCAAAUAUCAAGAUGCAGAAUACAUGUUGAGAGGGCAAUCGAAAGAUUAAGGAACUACAAAAUUUUAGGUCUGAUAACAGCACCAUUGCGGCCACAUGUUGACAAGAUUAUUCAAGUGUGUGCGGCAUUGGUGAACCUCCAGACACCAAUCAUAUCAGGAAUACUGGAAAAGUAAAUUGCACAAUACUGUCUUAUGAAAAUAAUAUAGAUUAUUGACUGUAUGUGCACAUAUGUACUAAUAUACAAUGUCUACCAUCAUAAAUAUAAUAAAGUAAAGUUGCUAUUAUUAUUGAUAUUAUUAUUUUUUCCCACUGAACUUAUUUG